Molecule: messenger RNA, 507 nt
Organism: Sphenostylis stenocarpa
Lineage: Eukaryota; Viridiplantae; Streptophyta; Magnoliopsida; Fabales; Fabaceae
Source: the annotation of a GenBank genome assembly
AUGGCAAUAGAACGUGUGCGCGAUGUUGCAGAGAACUGUGAAGAGGCUUCUGCAGUUGGAAGCAUGGAUACAGAGGAAAAAGGGGAAGGUUUUCGGAGAUUUGUGUUUCCGCCUCUGCCUGAGAGAGAGUGUAAACCUUCAUCUACUUCUUCUGUUACUUUACUUUACCUCUCACAAAUCAUGGCUCCGAAGAAGGAUAAGGCUCCUCCACCUUCCUCCAAGCCCGCCAAAUCUGGCGGUGGCAAGCAGAAGAAGAAGAAGUGGAGCAAGGGAAAGCAAAAGGAGAAGGUGAACAACAUGGUGCUGUUUGAUCAGGGUACCUAUGACAAGCUCCUCACCGAAGCACCCAAAUAUAAGCUUAUCACUCCGUCCAUCCUCUCUGAUCGAUUGAGGAUUAACGGAUCGCUGGCAAGGAAGGCGAUAAGAGAACUGAUGGCUAGAGGUUCCAUCAGGAUGGUGUCUGCCCAUGCAAGUCAGCAAAUUUACACGAGGGCAACGAACACCUAA